Messenger RNA from Aspergillus heteromorphus CBS 117.55, 1740 nucleotides. RefSeq lists its product as uncharacterized. The transcript has 3 exons. NCBI's taxonomy places the organism in Eukaryota, Fungi, Ascomycota, Eurotiomycetes, Eurotiales, Aspergillaceae. The record is from RefSeq and is a predicted model, not a curated record. Bases 99 to 1631 code for a protein of 510 amino acids.
CAAAAACAUCCAGCAUACCGAUCCCUCUCCCUCUCCCGCUCCCGAUCUCAAUCCCCCAAACCCCCGCCCUCCAACAAACCCUACAGUUCACGCACUCAAUGCUCCAAAUCCAAGUCUUCGUGCACCUGUUCCGCAUCGCCAUCUCGUUGGCGCUCCUGCCGCUCGAUAAUACCAUCUUGCUGGCGGCGUAUGCGUCGGAGUAUAUCCAUAUACCUUUGCCGGGGGCACCAACCACCAGUAUCAGCAGCGGCGGCGGUGGUGGUGGAACGCAUGCGGAUCGACGUCGUUGCGAUGGGAGUGGGAAUGGGGAGUUCAAGGCGCGGACGGUGCUGAUCACGGGGAUAAAUACGCCGCAUGGGUUGGCGUUGGCGAGACGGUGGUAUUGGGAGGGGUAUCGGGUUAUUGGGGUGGAUGUGGCGGGGAGUGGACAUGGAUAUGGGCAUGGAUAUGGGAAGGGGUUGGGGUUGGGGUUGGGUUUGGGGGUGAGGAGUGGAGGGGGCAAGUCGAGGGUGUUGGGGGGGUAUUAUCGCAUUCCUGCUCCGGCGUCUAGCACUGGUGCUGGUGCUGGGAGUGGGAGUGGGUAUGUGGCGCGGUUGGUGGAUGUGGUGCAGAGGGAGAAGGUGGAUGUCUGGAUACCCUGUUCUGAGUUUGGACUGGGGGUGGACCUGGGCCUGGAAGACGGGGCGGCGAAGAGAGUCAUUGAGGGGAGGACGGAGUGCAAGUGCGUGACGCUUGAUGGGGAGAUGGCGGGGGUGUUUGGGGACCGCGAGGAGUUUCUCGGCUGGUUGCGCGACAGAGGGCUGCCUGUUGUGGAGAGGCAUGAGGUUGUCUCUCGGGAUGCGAUUCAUAAGAUCUUGCAUCGGUCGCCUGGGAAGGUGUAUCGGGUUCGGAGGGGGAGUUUGGGGGUGGGAAUGAGCGAGGGGGAAGGGGAGGGGGUGAUGUUGCCGAAGAGGACGUUGAGUUUGACGUACUCGGAGGUGAGUGAGAUGCAGAUCUCGAGGGAGAAGCCGUGGGUGCUGGUGCAGCAGAGUCGGCUGGGAGCCUUCUUUGCUGAGCUGGUUGUGGUUUGUGGCGCCGUCAAGGCCAUGAAGGUGUAUCCGGAUCCGGAGGAUGAGAGGCACCGCGACAGUGCUGGUGGUGGUGGUGGUGGGGGUUGGGGGGUGUCACCGGUGGAUCGGGGCCUGGCGAGGGCGAUUCGCGCACUGGUGGACCGGUUUGCGGAGCGGGGAGGCCCGCGGAUGACGGGCCAUUUGCGGUUGAGGUUGCUGGUGGACGAGGAGAUCGGGGAGGGGUCGCUGCGCUAUGUGGUGCAGAUUGAUGGUGAAUGGGGGCCCGAGACAGAGCUGUCGUCCCUGGAGGCGGAGAUGUCGACGCCGCCGCCGCCUGACGACGAGUUUGGGCUGUAUCAGGUCGUGAGGAGGUCGGAUGUGAGGAGGGUGCUGCCGACACUGUAUCCGGUGGUGGAACAGCUGGACCACGCUCUUCACGAGGGCAGCAAGAUGCUGUUUUUCUGGAAGAACCGGCAGUUCUCACACCUCGAUCCGUUGCCUUGGUGGUGGCAGGCUCAUAUCUACCGGCCCCUGAGGGAGCUGGAGAUGAUAGUCAAUGCCGGACAGGUGAAGAGGGCAUGAUCAUGAUAGGUUUCGCAAGUGUCCUCGUAACACCACAGAGUACAGACAAGUACGGAGUAACUACUUACUUGCCUAUCCCCUGUAAGAUCGAUCGAUCAGAGAAAACCGC